Achroia grisella is the source of this 3059-nucleotide messenger RNA. RefSeq names its product putative inactive tyrosine-protein kinase Wsck (gene Wsck). Gene Ontology annotation, cellular component: signaling receptor complex. Gene Ontology annotation, biological process: multicellular organism development; cell surface receptor protein tyrosine kinase signaling pathway; protein phosphorylation. The coding region runs from base 226 to 2412 and encodes 728 amino acids. Gene Ontology annotation, molecular function: transmembrane receptor protein tyrosine kinase activity; ATP binding; protein binding. The transcript has a single exon. NCBI's taxonomy places the organism in Eukaryota, Metazoa, Arthropoda, Insecta, Lepidoptera, Pyralidae. The record is from RefSeq and is a predicted model, not a curated record.
UCAAACAAAAUAGAACGUUUUCCGUUGUUGUGAUUCGUUUAUUGAUAUAAUUUAUAGUAUUUUAUGGUGACUACGUAUAAUUUAACAGAACAUAUUAUUUAUAAAGUUUAAGAUAAUUAAAACUUUCGACUUUUCAUACAUGGUUAGUUGCUUCAAGGAGUGUUGACUUUAAAAACAACUAUACGCUUUAGCCGUGCGAUGAGUCAAUGGUGAUAUACAAUUACAAUGGGUAAGCGAUGUAUUAACGCCUUCCUAGUACUAAUUUUAUUCAUCGGUUGCUGCAAAUGUGAUCGCGGCGACUACAUUGGCUGCUACAGAUUUAAAAUCGAGGAUCUAUUGAAUACUCACACAGGACAAUCUGUGGACGUGUGCCUGUCGGCUUGCGAGCAAGUUUAUUACAAAUACGCACUCAUCGGUAACGAAUCCACCUGUUUUUGCGGUAAUAUUCCUGGUCAAUUCAGGAUUUCGUUAGACUUGUGUGAUACGCCGUGCCCUAAGAAUGAAACUCAAAAGUGUGGUGGGGACAACGCUGGCAGUGUUUACGAUACGGAUGUGAGAGCCCCUGGUCCACCUACUACGUUAGAUGUGUCGAACUUCACAGAAACUACGGCCCGUUUACAGUGGACCAUACCCCAGGCAUAUUCAAUUAUUACGGGUUAUGUGGUGAGAGCUACACCUUUAGAAAGUUAUGCAGAUUACCCGUUACCACCUUUUGAAUGGAGGCUCUCAAAUAGUACAUACCAGUUUGUGUUAGUAAACUUGCAUCCAGGGUCUUUGUACAAUGUCAGUGUAGCAGCCACUAAUCAUGACGAGGAGGGGCCUAAUGUCACAGUCAGUGUUACUACAGUGAUUGGCACACCAGACCCCAGUCCCCCAGAUGUAGAUGUGAAGGAGAGACAUGGCGAUCGAAUGCUCGUACAUAUCCCUGAAGCUAAGAACAAUAAUGGUCCAGUAUCAAUGUACAGAAUUGUUGUCUCCGUUGAAUUGUACCAACAAGGAUUUCUUAUUGAAAAUCUUAGUAAUUACUCAUAUGCACAUGAACAAGGCCUCCCAUACUAUAUCACUGCAGAGUUAGACCCCAAUGAUAUAAAGCAGGACUUUGUAAUUGGGGACCGGAGUACGUAUAAUGGAUUUUAUAAUGCACCGCUGCCUCUGACCAAUGAUAUUGAUGUAUCCCUUGGUGUUGUCAGUAUUAAAGGCCAUAUUCGAAAAGUGAGGUAUGCAGAUUCAACUAAAAAGAUCAUCUUGAAUAUCAAUGAACCCGAAGAGAUUUCUCCAAUGGUGGUAGCAUUGGGUGCUGCCAUUGCUAUUGGCGUGGUACUACUGUUAAUUGGUGUUGGUCUCCUCAUCAUACUUCGCAAGAAAAUCCAACUAGCACGGAUGCAACGUGGCUCCCAAUCACUCCCCUUAAGUUUAAGUGAACCCUGUAUUGAGAUAGAAAACUCCGGAUUCCUUCAAGACGAAGAUGAAAGAGUUGACUACUAUGGCAACCUGAAACGUAAGCUAUGGAACAUACCUCGUAACCUCCUGGAAAUUGACAUAGCUUGUGUCGUCGGACUUGGUAGCUAUGGUAAAUUCACAAAAGGCUUAGUACAGCAACAUGGGGCACAGACUACAGGAUUCGUCCAGGUGAUAUCAGACAGGGAGUUGGAGAAACCUGACAAGAGACUCAUGUUACAGGAAUUGGAUAUACUUAUUAAAUCAAGUGAGCAUGAAAAUGUCAUCUCCUUGAUUGGAAUCUGUGAAACUAACACAACACUAUUUGUUAUGCUCCACGAUUGUAAACAGCCCUUAAAAGGAAUGUUACUGCAGAGUAGACAACGAGACCUCCAGAAUAACAAAUUUUGUCUCCUAACUGAAAACCAAAUAUUGCAAACCUGUGUGGACAUCGCUCGAGGCAUGGAGUAUCUUCACAGCAAGAAGAUUGUUCACAAACGUUUAUGUUGUCGCAACAUCGCGAUCACCGCAAAUGGAGUCACGAAAGUGGCUGGCUUUGGUUUAUCUCACAUGAGACCACUUCAUGAAACCCCCGAUUACACGCGGUGGACGUCACACGAGAUGCUGCGCCAGACUCGGUUCAACCCUAAAGCAGAUGUUUGGUCAUUUGGAUGUUUGGUCUGGGAAGUUUUGACAUUAGGGGCCACGCCAUACUCCCACACUGGUAACAAAGAUGUAGCCGCCAGGGUUUUGAGGGGCAUGCGGCCGUCGCAGCCGUCGUACGUUGGCGACGAGCUGUUCCAAUUAUGUUUACAGUGCUGGCAGGUGGAUCCCGAUGAGAGACCGUCGUUUUCGUCCCUUCUAAAUGAACUAUUGCCUUUCGUUGAAGCUCCCGGAACGAGGAGCAUUAGUUUCACGCACUAUAACGGCUUCAAUUAUGAACUGUAUGUUCCACAAUAUGAAGUUAUAUCAUAGUUUUUGUUAUACUAAUGAAAUAUAGCAAUUUAGUGACAUUAGUCAAUGAAAUGUCGUAUCCAAAGAGUAUAUGCUUCGUAAUUAGUACUAGAUACUCAAGUUGAGUGAUGUGGCAGCUAUUUCGCUCAUCAUACUCAGUAGCUUUAUAUAUCUCUCUCUCUGUUUAACUACUUGUAAUACUGUAGAAUUAGAUACCAGAAAAUAAAUUGUGAGUUUAAAACAUGAUUAUAAUGUCCUUCCUCUUGGUGGGUGGAAAGUUGGCAAUAUAUUACUUUAAAUUGAACACUUAGCUGAAGAAUAAGUAUGUGUAGAUACAUUUAUGGUUAUCAGACGCUUUCAAGAUUUUGUAAUCCGCAAAAUCCAGCUGUAAUAUUCAUGAAAUACCCAAUGAGGAAAGUAUUACUAAUGUCGCUAGAUAUAUAUCAACUAUUCAUUUAUAAAUAAUCAUUGGACGAAUAGUUGAUAAUACUCUAUUGGUACAUAUAACAUGUUUUCAAUCAUAUUAAUGCAAUACAUUAAAAAGACAGAAUGCCCAGAAUCCUAGAAACGACCGCAGAAUAUAUUUUAAAAUCCCGUACUUACUGACGUUGAAAUACAUUCAGGUAUAUAAUAAUUUAUUUUUGAAGCAGACUACAUGCAAUUGUCGC